Molecule: messenger RNA, 878 nt
Organism: Octodon degus (degu)
Lineage: Eukaryota; Metazoa; Chordata; Mammalia; Rodentia; Octodontidae
Exons: 9
Coding region: 135-809 (224 amino acids)
Source: RefSeq, a predicted model, not a curated record
GGCUCCCGGCCGCUCACUCUGUCUCUUUCCUGUUUCAGACUUGGGCUUUGACCUGAGCGACGCCCUCGAUGGCGCCAAGCACGCCACCCCAGCGCCCAAGAAGCCCGCAGGGGGCGAUGACUUCGACUUAAGCGAUGCGCUUGGCGGCGGAGACCCGGCCCCGCCCAGGCAGCCCGAGCCCCGCCCGGACCCGAAGCCCCGGCCGCCGGGAUCCGCGGGGGGCUUCUCGGACUCUGACCUGGCGGACGCGGCUGGUGGCGACGGAGGCCGAGGUGCGCCUGGUGGCAGCAGCCCCCGGAACGACGGAGAAGCCGCGGACGAGCAGCCCCAGGGCGUGGUUCCCGGGAUCGUGGGCGCCGUGGUGGUGGCCGUGGCCGGGGCGAUUUCCAGCUUCAUCGCCUACCAGAAGAAGAAACUGUGCUUCAAAGAGAACCCCGAGCAGGGCGAAGUCAACCUGGAAAACGGCCCGAGCACCAGCAGGGAGCCGCCGGUGCAGCAGACGCUCCUGGAGCGGUAGAGCCCGGCGAGGCCCCCCCGGCACGCAGCUGCCGCCUGCCUCAGUUUCCCCAGCAGCCACGCCGGCGCGAUGCGGACGCGGAAGCCCCGAGGGCGCUCUGCCCGUGCAGACCGGCACAGCGAAGCCGACCCCGGCUGCACCCCGACCCCCGCCCGGGCCCCCCGUUCUGCAGGCCGUCCGGGCGCCCCCUGCACGGCCCAGGUCGACCCUCGGUGACCCCUCGGGGUGCUCCCGAGUGCUCCCCUUCUGCACAUCCAGCCCCGUGCGGAUCAUUUUUCAACGCAGUAUUUGAAGGUUGGGGCCGGGACGUGGCUCGGUGGACUAAGUGCUUCCCUGGCGAGCGCACGGGCCUGAGUUCAAU